This is a messenger RNA of Orbicella faveolata, 2027 nucleotides long. Its product is annotated as KICSTOR complex protein kaptin-like. Gene Ontology annotation, biological process: negative regulation of TORC1 signaling; cellular response to amino acid starvation; actin filament organization. The record is from RefSeq and is a predicted model, not a curated record. Gene Ontology annotation, cellular component: KICSTOR complex; lamellipodium; actin cytoskeleton. Gene Ontology annotation, molecular function: actin filament binding. Lineage: Eukaryota; Metazoa; Cnidaria; Anthozoa; Scleractinia; Merulinidae.
CUCCUCUUCGGCUGUGGGGGUUUUUCGAAGAAGCCGAGAACGCCUGGGAACGACCUUGGGAACAACGCGGUGAAGACUGCGAGGGACUGGAUUUGAAUCAACGACGAAAUAAAUACAACAUGGCGGACAAGAUGGACUUGAACUUUGAAGAAAUUCAUUUUUUGCCUAUUCCCUCACAAACAAACAUCUACGGUCUGACUAAAAUAGACAGAAACGAAGAAGGAAACAAAAUAUUUUUAGCUUCUCUCAGCGGCAGGGUGGUUAGCCUGGAAUAUCCGCGGAAAGCGCUUGUGCCGCGCUCGAGGGAAGUUCCAUUUACUUACAUCCCAGAAUCAGCAGAGAUUGUUUCCAUUGAUGCCUUCAACAGACCUGAACCAAGCAAGGGAUUGGUGGUGGGAAUAUCGUUGAUUCUACUGAAGAAUUCCCGAAGUCACCAGAAACAGUUCCUCAAUAUUUAUUCAGCAUUGGAAAGUAAAGCAGAAUUCUCCCUUGACAGUAUAGCAGAGGGAUGUCAACAUCUUGAGUUGGAUUUUGUUCCUUUUCAGCUGACACAUGCAGAGAUUUUUAUAAAGGGAGGAAACGAGGUUGUGUUCCUACUUUGUGGAAGUGAUGAAAGUGUUCACAUGUUCUGUGAGGACAGGCCUCAUCAAAGGUUUGAAGAACAACCAGUCCAGAACUUUUUUCCUGAACUUCAGAAUUUGCCAAGCAAUGUUCUUUGGUUAGAAGUGGAAACCCAGCAGUGUGGCAGACGAGUGACAGUUGUUGGGUGUCAGAAUGGACAUGUUAAAGUGGCUGUGACCGAUCUCACUGGAGGACCAAGCAUUGUUGAGGAACACACUUUGGACCGUGAUGGACCCAUAUCAAGUGUGAAGUUAUAUUCACAGAGUUCCAGUGGAAACAAAAGCUCAAGCGAUGAUAAAAUCAGUGAAAGAACGGAAACAGAAUCGACCACAGAUUAUCAUUUGCUGGUCUGCUGUGCAAUAGAAGCAAGCGUCGUUUACACGAAUGUAAUUACCCAGGGUUUUACAAAUAUGGUAACGUUACCGGAGUCGGAUGAAUUCGAUUGCGUGACAUGCACUUGCAUCGCCGAUGUGGACUGGGACGGGAAUAAUGAAAUCCUCUUAGGGACAUAUGGACAGGAACUUCUCGUUUACAAGUGCGUCUCUCUGGACAACACUCUACAGUCUUCCAGUAACAUUGAUUUUCAACUUGUUUGGAGAAGAAGUUUUGCCAAUCCACUGUUCGCCCUUGAAUACCUGGAUCUAACUAAUGAUGGGCUAAAGGAGAUCGCAGUGGCGUCGCUCUCGGGGCUACACGUGUUACAACACAACUUGGACAAAGCAGCCGAGCAAUGCCUGUCGACGCUACCGCAAACUUCUCUACAAGAUUCACAGGAUACAGAUUCAAUCACGUGAGGAUUACAGCUGGUCACGUGCUCAACUUGCGUUGAAACUGGUGCUGAAGCAACAUCUCCAACGCCAUAAAAGGCAGCCAUAAGAUUAUUGUAUGGUUAUAAGAAUGAUCAAUGUGAACAAAUGCAAGAUGGAACUCUUUGUAAUAAUGAAGCCAGAGGGUGUGGUCUCCUUCAGAGAUUCUGCCGAUAUCAACUGGCGAAUUCUUCUUACAGACCUUCGUACAUAGUCAUCGUAUUAGUUGCUGAGAAAUUCACAAUUGAUCGCAUCAGUGCGGCGUUGAAACCCAGGUUCUAUCGCAUGGCGUGAUUACGAUUGCCGAUAUUCUCCCCUCCCCCCCUGGAUGGGAUACAAACUCAUCACAAGUCUUCCCCCCAGCUGUCCCCUACUCCUGCGUGGAGAGGGACACUUCGAUAGUGGCCACGUGUCUUGAUCUCGAACUCAACAUAAAUACACAGGGAUUUACAGUUUUCUUGGCCAACGGAAAUUAGAAUAUAUUUUUAAUUAAACUGAUUAAGAGAUAAAGAUGAAACACUUUAUUUACUCACGUUUUGUAUGUAGAGCUUGUUUUAAAAAGCGUAACCCUUUGCAGUCCUAUUAAACAAACAUUUCAAA